AGCUGAGCGGAGACAUGGCUCUGUGCAGCUUCCUCUGCAAAAUCGGGCUCUGCUUUUUAUUGCAAUCCGCUGUCAACGCGGUGGGAUCUGUGGGCAGGUCGAGGGUCGCCCAGAGGUGUUACUGUGAUCUGGAAGUGCCGGACGGGCUAUUCCCUGUGCAGCAGCUAAAUGAACUACACAGGCUGUGUGUCAACUGCACUCGCACGCUCGCUGGCCAAGAGUUUGACAAGGCUGUGGAUAUCGUGGUCAGCCUGGAGCAGAGGCUGACUGACCUGCAGCAACGCAUCAAUGAAUUUGAAGAAGAAUACGAAGGUGGACUGUACAGCAUCAUUUCAUUCCGGAUAAUAGAGAUCGAAAUCACUGAGCUCCACGACUUGUUUCAGGAACUUCAAGAAAAGUACACGAGCAACCAAAAUGAUUUGAGUGGGCAGAUUGUACAGAUUGUUAACAUCACCGACCGUGUGGACGAGCUCCAGAAAUAUGACCGGCAGAAUGUAGUCCAAGAGCAGAGAGAGAACGCCAGGCUGAGAAGGAGUCUGUCUUCUUGCAACGAUGAGCUCUUACGAACAGUUGCUCCACCUACCACCCCACAUCCAGGUUCUUGUUCAUUCGGUGCUUUGCGGGGAGUUUCUGAACCCAGGAGCUCAAUCCUCAGCCAUUAUGGUACUUCUUACUUUUAUGGCGGCUGGGGGAACGAUCCAUUGCCGGCAGCUGGUAAAGAGAAUCAAUACUGGUUAGCAAUCAUGCUGAAAAGUAACUAUUAUGGAAAUGUAAUUCGUAUUUACCCUUCUUUUGGCACAUUCCUCAGUAAAACCUCUCACACCGACGUGACCAUCCCGGGCACCCAUAUCCAGGGCACCGGUGGGAUAAUGUAUGAAAACUGCUUCUAUUUCAACUGCUACAAUUCACCAAAGCUCUGUAAGUUCAAUAUGACGGCAAAGACUGUUCUGUCCGACGACCUCCCAUUCGCAGGUCACAACAACAAGUUUCCAUACUGCAGGCCCUCUUCCUGUUUACUGUACACGGACAUAGACCUGGCAACUGAUGAAAACGGUCUCUGGGCACUGUAUGCCACUGAAUCCAACUUCGGAAACACGGUCAUCAGCCUGGUCAACACCAGUGACCUCUCACUGAUUAAGUCCUGGAACACCACCUUGUAUAAGAAAUCAGCAACUAACGCCUUUAUGGUGUGUGGGGUGAUGUAUGCCACCAGGUUUUUCAGUGAUGAAAUGGAAGAAAUCUUUUACAUGUUUGACACAACAACAGAAGUUGAGUUGAACAAUUUGAGCAUCCGUUUCCGAAAGGUGUCCUCUGGCAUUCAGCACAUAAAUUACAAUCCCAGGGACCAGAAGCUGUAUGUGUACAGUGAUGCAUUUCUUGUUACACACGACAUAAUAUUUGGAUAAAUUUGAUUUUCUUCCAAUUAAAAAA
This is a messenger RNA of Callorhinchus milii (elephant shark), 1431 nucleotides long. Its product is annotated as olfactomedin-4. Lineage: Eukaryota; Metazoa; Chordata; Chondrichthyes; Chimaeriformes; Callorhinchidae. Gene Ontology annotation, biological process: signal transduction. The record is from RefSeq and is a predicted model, not a curated record. The transcript has 5 exons. Bases 15 to 1406 code for a protein of 463 amino acids.